This is a messenger RNA of Fukomys damarensis (Damara mole-rat), 2853 nucleotides long. RefSeq names its product mitogen-activated protein kinase 8 interacting protein 1 (gene Mapk8ip1). Gene Ontology annotation, biological process: regulation of JNK cascade. Gene Ontology annotation, molecular function: protein binding. Gene Ontology annotation, cellular component: cytoplasm. The record is from RefSeq and is a predicted model, not a curated record. The transcript is spliced from 13 exons. The coding region runs from base 390 to 2270 and encodes 626 amino acids. NCBI's taxonomy places the organism in Eukaryota, Metazoa, Chordata, Mammalia, Rodentia, Bathyergidae.
CAGGGAGGGGGUCACCGCAGCCCCCAACGGGCAUUGGAAGGGCAGGUGGAGCCAGUGGCAUUGAUUGCAGUAACCUGAUCCCGAGGGGGAGGUGGCGACAUCAGCAGCGGCAGCGGCACAGUGGCAGCAGCGAGGAAGCGCCCUGCAGCUGAGGGCUGGGCGGCAGCGCUGGGGCCAGCGUGGUGGGCAGCUGCUGCCUCUUCUCCCGGCCCAUCCAUUUUUAAUGAGCUCCCCAGGAAUCUGCAUCGGGCAGGACGCAGACAGGCUGGCCCAGGCAGUGGAGGCUGGAGGCCACAGCCCUGCCUCGCUUGAGCCCUGGCCCCCCACCCCAUUGGGCAUGAGAGGCCAGCCCUGGGGCCCCGCAGCCCCCAGGCCGGGCCGGGCGCUCCAUGCAGCUGGCACUGAAGAUGGAUUCGAGCCCAGACAAUGACAGCUGGUUGGAGGACCGGUGGGAGCGCUGGCUCACCCAUGACAUCAGCUUGGAAGAGUUUGAGGAUGAAGACCUCUCAGAGAUCACCGAUGAGUGUGGCAUCAGCCUGCAGUGCAAAGACACCCUGUCCCUGCGGGUAAGCACUGGCUCCUGGGAGUCGCCGUGUGGGGUGGCAGGAUGGGUAGGGACGGGAGUGAGGGUGUCCCCAUCAUUAUUUCUGCUGCUACCUUGGCCCCUCGGCUUUGUCCCUCCCUCCCCGAAGAUCCGAAUGCUUCCAGGAGGCCCUCAGCAGCUGGGGAGCCCAGUACAUUCUCUGAGGGCCAGCCAGCUGCCCCGAGCCAGGAGGGAGGCUGUGACCUGCCACCCGUGCACCUGCUCUGGGAGGUUGGGAGUGAGGCCUUGGCGAGCAGAAGCCGGGUGGGUGAGGCCCAGGCCUCGGGAUGUCCCGAUGGGGGCAGGGCCAGGGCCUCCCUGUGCCGGGCACUGCUGGCCGCAUCUUCACAAGGGCCUUUUGUCCCCUGCACAGGACACGCUGAAUAAUAAUUCUCUUGGCAAAAAGCACAGUUGGCAGGAUCGGGUGUCUCGAUCAUCCUCACCCCUCAAGACAGGGGAGCAGACACCACCCCAUGAGCACAUCUGCCUGAGCGAUGAGCUGCCACCCCAGGGCAGCCCCCUGCCCACCAAGGACUGCGGCACCUCCACCGACAGCCCUUGUCGCCGCAGCGCUGCCACCCAGAUGGCACCUCUGGGAGGGCCCCCUACCGCCACGCCUGGUGGUCUGGGCCACUCCCAUCGGGACCGAAUCCACUACCAGGCCGAUGUGCGGCUGGAGGCCACGGAGGAGAUCUACCUGACGCCCGUGCAGCGACCCCCAGACACCGCGGAACCCCUGCGGCCCUGCUUCGGAGACUACAGCGACGAGAGCGACUCGGCCACCGUCUACGACAACUGCGCAUCCGCCUCGUCACCCUACGAGUCGGCCAUCGGGGAGGAGUACGAGGAGGCACCCCGGCCCCGGCCCCCCACCGGCCUCUCGGAGGACUCCACGCCCGACGAGCCCGGCGUCCACUUCUCCAAGAAGUUCCUGAAUGUCUUCAUGAGUGGCCGCUCGCGCUCCUCCAGUGCCGAGUCCUUCGGGCUGUUCUCCUGUGUCAUCAACGGCGAGGAACAGGAGCAAACCCACCGGGCCAUCUUCAGGUUUGUGCCUCGACAUGAAGAUGAACUCGAGCUAGAGGUGGACGACCCCCUCCUGGUGGAGCUGCAGGCCGAGGACUAUUGGUACGAGGCCUACAACAUGCGCACUGGUGCCCGUGGGGUCUUUCCUGCCUACUAUGCCAUCGAGGUCACCAAGGAGCCUGAGCACAUGGCAGCCCUGGCCAAAAACACUGACUGGGUGGAUCAGUUCCGGGUGAAGUUCCUGGGCUCGGUCCAGGUUCCCUAUCACAAGGGCAACGACGUCCUCUGUGCUGCUAUGCAAAAGAUUGCCACCACCCGCCGGCUCACGGUCCGCUUUAACCCACCCUCCAGCUGUGUCCUGGAGAUCAGCGUGAGGGGCGUGAAGAUAGGCGUCAAGGCCGACGAUGCCCAGGAGGCCAAGGGGAAUAAAUGUAGCCACUUUUUCCAGCUAAAAAACAUCUCUUUCUGUGGAUACCAUCCAAAGAACAACAAGUACUUUGGGUUCAUCACCAAGCACCCUGCCGACCACCGGUUUGCCUGCCACGUCUUUGUGUCUGAAGACUCCACCAAAGCCCUGGCAGAAUCCGUGGGGCGCGCAUUCCAGCAGUUCUACAAGCAGUUUGUGGAGUACACCUGCCCCACAGAAGACAUCUACCUGGAGUAGCGGCCACCUCUGCACCUCAGGCCACACAGGGCAGUGGACUGUGGACAGGACAGCACUGCUCGGCAGGGACACCACCACCGCUGGAGGAUGGAAGUGGGAGCCGCUGGUACAGGGUGGGGGGCAGGGGGAUGGUGUAAGAAAGCUGUAACAUAUGGAUCACAGAGGGGCUGCCCGGGGAGGGGCGGGGCAAGGCGGGGGCUGUCCCUCUGGCUGCAGAGGGUGUCCAUCCUGGGGACACAGGCCCCGCCCCGUCCUGGGCCUUACUUCCCCUGCCCAGGCCCUGGCUCCUGCCUUGACAAAGCCCAUGUCACCUGCAAGUGCCCACUGUCCCCUGGCCCAGCCCAUACCAAGAGCCCUGAGCUCAGGCCGAGCCUGGCCACCUCCCAAGAACUUUCCAGGAAGGAAAUGGCAGCGGGCAGCGGUGAAGUCGCUGCUUUCUGCUCUCACCAUGGCUCCCACCUGCCACCCUGGCCCACUGGCCCCAGCAGGGAGAGGCUGCCUCUGACUGGCCCAGGCCAACCCCACCAUGGUCUUGUCACCCUGGCCACGACUAUUAAAGUGCCAUCUCCUGUCUGGAGCACAG